Molecule: messenger RNA, 3239 nt
Organism: Annulohypoxylon truncatum
Lineage: Eukaryota; Fungi; Ascomycota; Sordariomycetes; Xylariales; Hypoxylaceae
Product: SacI homology domain-containing protein
Exons: 4
Coding region: 286-3201 (971 amino acids)
Biological process (GO): phosphatidylinositol dephosphorylation
Cellular component (GO): endoplasmic reticulum
Molecular function (GO): phosphatidylinositol-4-phosphate phosphatase activity
Source: RefSeq, a predicted model, not a curated record
UCACACUAGCGCAUCUGCGUUCCAGCGAUGUCGCCCUAUAAAGUAUGCCCCACCGUGUGACGGCAUCAGCAACCCCACCAAAAUUCUACUAUGUAAGACAUCCUUCAUUAGGACAAACCUUAGAACCUUGAAAGACUAUUUCAAAAUGACCAUCUCAACUUCCUGGAGGUCGACAUGACAUAACUACUUUAGAAAUUCGUUUGUACUCAUUAUCUCUUAGUUCAAACUAAUAGAAUUCUCUAUACUGACUUACGAAUAUCAUGAUUGAGGUCUUGAGUACUAAGAAUGCCUAGUAUAGCGCGAAAGCUCUUGAUAUGCGCCGCCGUCGACGGCCUCAUAAUCCAGCCGCUUGCAACAAAAGGGCAGCGAGCCCAACAACCCCUCAAAGUCAAGUAUGGCGAUGCUACAGUAUCCUCGCUUCCUCGCGAUCAACCGCCAGAAACACCAAAGCUAAACUCGUCCUUCGAGGCCUUCGGUGUCGUAGGGCUCUUCACUGUUUCCCGCUUAAGCUAUCUUAUAACUAUUACCGGCCGCCAGCAAGUUGCGCAGAUUCGCGGUUUUCCUGUCUACGUCGUGACCGACGUCGCGCUCACCCCCUGCACGAGCCGAGCCGAAGCCGAAAUAGCCAUUGCGAAUACGGCGACUAAGCUCCGACGCGCGUCAGCAGACAAGUUUGUCGACGAUAGCGACUCAGAAAGCGAGGUCGAGGGGCCUUCGUUUUCUGGUGUUGAUGACACAGAAGAUCCAGGCGCCUUAAGCGACCGUGAAACUUCUGAAAACAAAGAUGUGUCUGAGGCGGGAGGCGAGAGAAGCAGUAUAGCAGAAGACGUCAUCAAACGUCGCGGUAGCUAUGGACGCUUCGCACAACGCUGGUUCAGUCGCAAAGGUUGGAUGAUGGACCAAAAGCGCAAUUUGGGCAUGAGCAGCGUGGUAGCAGAGGCUCCAGACAGCCCAACUAACAAACCGAAAAACGGGAGUCCUGAAAGGGAGUUGAGUGAAGCAGUAAAGCAGGAGGGGGUCGAUCCUCCAUCAACGCCGUCCGUUGGAGAGAGCUUGAUGCCCAAGUUAAUACGAUUUGCGCACAUUUGGCUUGGGACAUCCCGGAGCUUCUUCUUCUCUUAUGACGUGGACCUCACGAGGGGCGUUGCUAAUGCGCCCUCCACGACAGAAAAAACAAACCUUCCGCUACACCAAAUAGCUGAUUCAACGUUCUUCUGGAACCAGAACUUGAUGAAGCCCUUCCAAGGCUCUGGUAACGACUCAAUAAUAUUGCCCCUAAUGCAAGGCUUUGUGGGACAAAGGACGUUCGUCGUAGAUCGUCAUCCGCCGCAGUCCGAUUCUCAGGAAGAUUCGAUGGAAAUGGCUGAUAUGUCACCUCCUCCGGAACGUGAUACCGAAUUCUUUUCUCCGGAAAGAGCAUCUGUUGAUCUGAGACCAUCUGAAAAGAAGUUUGCCAUCACGGUGAUUUCCAGAAGGUCAACAAGGCGGGCUGGGCUGCGUUAUCUACGACGCGGCAUAGACGACAAUGGGCACGCUGCGAAUUUUGUUGAGACGGAACAGAUACUCUCAACUCCGACGUGGGACCCAACGUCCAAGAUCUUCUCGUUUGUCCAGGUGCGAGGAAGCAUACCACUUUUCUUUACCCAGUCACCCUACUCCCUCAAGCCGAUCCCGGUACUACAACAUUCCCCCGAAGCCAAUUAUCGAGCGUUCAAGAAACACUUCGAACUUUUAGGUAACACAUAUGGAGAUAUACAACUCGUAAAUUUAGUUGAGAAGCACGGUGUCGAGGCUAUAGUCGGGAACGAGUACGAGAAGACCGUCCAGAAAUUUAAUGAACAAAGGGCAGAAGACACUCAACCACUCGCUUUCGAAUGGUUCGACUUUCACUCCGCAUGCCGCGGAAUGAAAUUUGAGAAUGUGAGCCUGCUUUUGGAUACUUUGGGUAAAAAAAUAGAAGAGGAGAGUAGCACAGUAGAAAAGGGGGGCCAGAUAGAACGGAAGCAAAACGGCGUGUUGAGGACGAAUUGCAUGGAUUGUCUAGAUCGUACCAACGUCUGUCAGAGUUCCUUUGGGAAGUUCAUGCUUGAUCUGCAGUUAAGAGAGGAGGGUUUCGACAUGUCAGCCCAGCUCGACCAGGAGAACUCGUGGUUCAAUACACUUUGGGCUGACAAUGGAGAUGCUAUAUCCAAACAAUAUGCCUCUACUGCUGCAAUGAAAGGCGAUUAUACUAGAACGAGGAAACGAGACUACCGUGGAAUGGUGAACGACCUUGGACUAUCCCUUACACGGUUCUACAACGGAAUGGUCAACGAUUAUUUUUCGCAGGCCGCUAUCGAUUUUUUCUUAGGCAAUUUUUCAUCUAUGGUCUUCGACGAGUUUGAAGCAACUAUGAUGAGCAAAGAUCCCGGCGUUUCGAUGUCAAAGAUGAGGGAGCAGGCUAUCGAGACAUCCCAGAAAAUCGUCAUCGAGGAUGAUAAAGAAGAUUUUAUCGGCGGGUGGACUUUGUUGAGCCCUAAUACGUCUGGUUCUAUCAAGACCUCGCUGUUUGAAGAAGUGGUGCUUCUUCUGACCGACACAGCGCUGUAUUUAUGCCGAUUCGACUGGAAACUUGACAAAGUAUCUUCUUUUGAAAGGGUGGAUCUGGCACACGUAGUCGGCAUAAAAGUUGGCACGUAUAUAACCUCCGCCAUCUCUCCCGCGGAAGCCGACGAAUCGAGGAACGUCGGACUCGUCAUCACCUAUGAACCAGGCAAGUUCGAUGUCAAGCGAACUAACACACGAUCGCUAUCCAGUACGUCGGGACAGUCAGAUCACAUAUCGGGCAAGGAUGUACUUGGCAGUCCGGCAAAAGCCCCAGCCGCUGUAUCUGGAAUCUUGAACCAAGCUAUUCUUAACGCAAUCGCGGGCAAGCCGCAGUCGCAGCCGCAACCUCCACGAAAGAUCGCCCUCAAAGCGCUGCAUUCCAGGACGGCAGUAUCGGAUACGAAGGACACGAAGAAGAUGACGGAGAGCGAACAGAUCAACGUUAUCGCUGCGGAGAUCGAAAGGCUGGUCUUCCUCAGCCAACCGAUCCCGACGGAUUCGGAGCGGAAGAGCAUGAUAGAGAGAGGGGACAUCAUCUCCCUCGCCGAGGCGAAGAAGAGCACGGGGAUUCUGGAGCAGUGGGGCCAUAGCAUAAAGAAGUUGGUUUGGGCAUAGACGGAUCUUUAUAGCUGCCCAUUACGAAGUGUAUAUAA